Molecule: messenger RNA, 965 nt
Organism: Limanda limanda (common dab)
Lineage: Eukaryota; Metazoa; Chordata; Actinopteri; Pleuronectiformes; Pleuronectidae
Product: ribose-phosphate pyrophosphokinase 2-like
Exons: 1
Coding region: 1-957 (318 amino acids)
Biological process (GO): 5-phosphoribose 1-diphosphate biosynthetic process; purine nucleotide biosynthetic process
Cellular component (GO): ribose phosphate diphosphokinase complex; cytoplasm
Molecular function (GO): ribose phosphate diphosphokinase activity; magnesium ion binding
Source: RefSeq, a predicted model, not a curated record
AUGCCUAACAUCGUGCUCUUUAGCGGGAGCUCCCACCACGACCUGUCCCAGAAAGUGGCCAAUUGGCUGGGAAUGGAGCUGGGCAAAGUCAUCACCAAGAAGUUCAGCAACCAGGAGACCUGCGUGGAGAUCGGCGAGAGCGUGCGAGGCGAGGACGUCUACAUCGUGCAGAGCGGCUGCGGCGAAAUCAACGACAACCUGAUGGAGCUGCUGAUCAUGAUCAACGCCUGCAAGAUCGCCUCCUCGGCCCGCGUCACCGCCGUCAUCCCCUGCUUCCCCUACGCCCGGCAGGACAAGAAGGACAGGAGUCGAGCACCCAUAGCUGCCAAGCUGGUGGCAAACAUGUUGUCUGUGGCCGGCGCCGACCACAUCAUCACCAUGGACCUCCACGCCUCACAGAUCCAGGGUUUCUUCGACAUCGGCGUUGACAACCUGUACGCAGAGCCCGCUGUUCUGCAGUGGAUCAGAGGAAACGUCCCCGAGUGGAAGAACUGUGUCAUCGUGUCUCCAGACGCCGGAGGAGCCAAACGCGUGACGUCCAUCGCCGACCAGCUGAACGUGGACUUCGCCCUCAUCCACAAAGAGAGGAAGAAGGCCAACGAGGUGGACCGCAUGGUGCUGGUGGGCAUCGUCAAGGAUCGCGUGGCCAUCCUCGUGGACGACAUGGCCGACACCUGCGGCACCAUCUGCCACGCCGCCGAAAAGCUAAUUGAUGCCGGAGCGGUUAAGGUCUACGCCAUCCUCACACACGGCAUUUUCUCGGGUCCGGCGAUCUCUCGCAUUAACAACGCCCCGUUCGAGGCGGUGGUGUUGACCAACACCAUCCCGCAGGAAGAGAAGAUGAGGGCCUGCCCGAAAAUACAAGUCAUCGACAUCUCCCUGAUCCUGGCGGAGGCGAUCAGAAGAACCCACAACGGCGAGUCCGUGUCCUACCUCUUCAGCCACGUACCCUUGUAGAGACCGAG